CAGCAACAGAAAAUUGAAUUCAUUGCAAGAUAUACAUAUUAGAAUGGAAUAGUGGAACCAAAAAUGGAGCCUUUCAUCUCACCCACGACUACUCUGCUUCUUCUCAGCACCUAAACCCAAGCCCUAACUUUUUUCUUUUACUCUGAUGGCUUCCUUCUCUCUCAGGCCUUUUCCUGCCUCUCUCGCCUCUGAUUUUACCGACGUUGGUUUAACUACCGGGAGAUUUUCAACCAAUUUUGGGCAUUCGGGGUUUCGCAAAUCAGCAUCACUAAAGAGAAAUCAGGUGUUGCGUUGGGAAAAUUUCGAAUUGAAUUGUUCGAUUGAUAGAGAGAUGGAUUUGAGCACUUCAGCUUUGAUCGAUGGUGUUUCAGACUCUUUAAAUGCAGAUAUUGAGCUGAAAGAGCCGAGCAUAUCAACUUUGCUGAUGAAUUUUGGGGACAUGCUUGAUCCUUAUGAAGCAAUCAGUACUCCACUGUACCAAACAGCUACUUUCAAGCAGCCUUCAGCAACAGAAAAUGGUCCUUAUGAUUAUACUCGAAGUGGAAAUCCUACACGAGAUGUUCUUGAAAGCCUUUUGGCCAAGCUGGAUAAAGCAGAUCGUGCUUUUUGCUUCACUAGUGGAAUGGCUGCUCUGUCUGCUGUAGCCCAUCUUGUUGGGACUAGUGAAGAGAUUGUUGCUGGAGAUGACAUUUAUGGUGGUUCUGAUAGGUUGCUGUCAAAAGUAAUUCCAAAGACAGGGGUCGUGGUGAAACGAGUUGAUACAACUAGUUUAGAUGAAAUAGCAUAUGCAAUUGGUCCCUGGACAAAGCUUGUCUGGUUGGAGAGUCCCACAAAUCCUCGACAAAUGGUUUCUAAUAUUCGUGAAAUAGUUAAAAUGGCUCAUCCUCAUGAUGCUCUUGUCUUGGUGGAUAACAGUAUAAUGUCUCCUGUAGUGUCACAACCUCUAGAACUAGGAGCUGACAUUGUUAUGCACUCAGCUACCAAGUUCAUUACUGGGCACAGUGAUGUGAUGGCAGGUGUACUGGCUGUAAGAAGUGAAAGAUUAGCAAAAGAGCUGUACUUUCUACAAAAUGUAGAAGGGUCUGGGUUGGCUCCAUUUGAUUGUUGGCUCUGCUUACGAGGAAUUAAGACAAUGGCUUUACGAAUUGAGAAGCAGCAGUGUGGGUGCUGGAAAACGAAUUUUGGGAAUAGAUUUCUGGUUUAUGGUGGAGCUGGAAAUGAAUAUAGGACAGUUGAUAUAGAAGGUUUUGUUGACUCAUAUUUUGCAGGCUGUCUAGAAAUUAGAAAAUCACUUACAGGUUAUGUUUUUGCAAUUUUCGGUACAUCUGUUAGCUGGAAAGCCAGUUUACAAAAGAUGGUUGCUUUAUCUACUACAGAAGCUGAACAUAUAGCUUUAACAGAAGUUGUCAAGGAAGCUAUAUGGCUGGAAGGCCUUGCUCGAGAAUUGAAGAUACAAGACAAAGUUAUCACCGUUCACUAUGAUAAACAAAGUGCCAUUCACUUGUCAAAAAAUCAAGUGUAUUAUGAAAGGACAAAGCAUGUGGACAUCAAACUGCAUUUUGUUAGAUAA
Molecule: messenger RNA, 1570 nt
Organism: Humulus lupulus (European hop)
Lineage: Eukaryota; Viridiplantae; Streptophyta; Magnoliopsida; Rosales; Cannabaceae
Product: cystathionine beta-lyase, chloroplastic-like
Exons: 11
Coding region: 146-1570 (474 amino acids)
Biological process (GO): transsulfuration
Cellular component (GO): cytoplasm
Molecular function (GO): pyridoxal phosphate binding; carbon-sulfur lyase activity
Source: RefSeq, a predicted model, not a curated record